GACGCGAGCGGACGUUAUAGCCCGCGGGCAUAAUAAACUGUAAAAAAAACCUUAUAGUGCCUGUGUUACAGUGGUUUUACUUGUGGACAAUUUUGUGUACAUUUCUAGUUUAUUAGUUUCGGUUAUUCUAGUUGCGUGGUUCUUGAGGAAAAGAUGUUGAAACUACGAGCGAAGAUCCGUAAAAGGCCGCGGUGAUGUGUCAAUUUGACAGUUUAGUGAAAAAAAAAACUAUAAAAUUGAACUAAUAUUCAACUAAUAAUACUCCCAAAAUCCUCCUAGACUAGUUAAAAGUGCCAACUAUAGUGAAACGUAGAACUCCAAACUAAUUCGUCUGACGAACAAAAAAAACGGGCCAAACUCCUCUUUUUUGGACGUCGGUUAAAAUAUAGUGAACCACAGAACUCCAAAAGCACAGAUCGUGCAAACGUAAAAUACAAAAAAAGUGAUAAAAAAUAGUGAAACAUAGAGCUUGGAAUAAAUAGAUCUGACAUAAUAACGACAGAACUCAAAAGGCAUAGGUCGGGCAAAAAUUAAAUACAAAAAGUGAUAACAAUUCAAUAGUGGACCAUAGAACCAAGUUUACAAAGAAAACAAUUGAAAUAGUGGACCAACGAACUGUAUGCAACGAUAAAAGUGCUAGAAGUGCCAAUUAAAAUAAAGUUUUUUACUGUGAUGCAAAGGGAUUGAACAAUGGAUUUACAUGCACCACCUCUAGUUGUUCACGGAUACGAACCCCAUGCACCGUUGUUGGAAGUGGAAGGUCUAGAUCCUCAUAGUCCUCAGCAAAAGGUCCUUAUUCAUGCACCAAUUCAGAGCCAAGAGCUCAUGAGCAAUGACCAUCGGAAUGGAGAUGAGCAGUACCACGGGCACAACAGUAACCAGGGAAGUGAUGGUCACGGCGGAGUCAACCAACUAGGCGGGGUGUUUGUAAACGGGCGACCUUUACCAGACGUGGUGCGACAAAGGAUAGUAGAGCUGGCACACAGCGGCGUGCGACCGUGCGACAUCAGUCGACAGCUGCGGGUGUCUCACGGCUGUGUAUCGAAGAUACUAUCUCGGUAUUACGAAACGGGGAGCUUCAAAGCCGGCGUCAUAGGGGGUUCGAAGCCAAAGGUCGCGACCCCGCCCGUGGUGGACGCGAUCGCGGCCUACAAGAGGGAGAACCCCACGAUGUUCGCCUGGGAAAUCCGGGAUAGACUGCUCAGCGAGGGGAUAUGCAGCCAGGAUAAUGUGCCCUCAGUAUCUAGUAUAAAUAGGAUCGUCCGCAACAAGGCGGCGGAGAAGGCGAAGCACGCGCACAACCAGCAACAGCAACAGCAGCAAGAACAGGAGAUCAGCUCGGCGCAGGGAAGCGUUGUUUCUGUGAUAACCCACGCGGGCAACGCGCCCGGCACUACAUCGGUGCUGUCGCCAGCGGCUGAGCACGUGAACAACACGGGCAAUUACAGCAUCAACGGCAUCCUAGGCAUCGAGCAAGUGGAUGCGCUGCACAACGGGAACGGCCUGAAGAGGAAGCGGCAUGAGGACCAGGAUGAGAAUAGAGACUUCAACAGCCAUUCGGAGGAUGACGUCAAAAGACAGAGAAGUCAUUACAAUGGCGACCAAAUAUACUCUAAUCUAUGGUCGUCAUCGAAGUGGAGUCUAAAGGACGAAUACAAGCUGCUAUCGGAGCUCGGCGGAGGCACGGGUUACUACGGCGAGCUGUUUGACGCGCCCUACGACCAUCCAGCUCACCACUACACUCCUCAUUCUGCCACCAACGACUCGACGGGUUCCGCAGCAGCGGGCGGUGAGCCUCCUUCAGCGGCCGGCAGCCCCGACGCGGCGGCGCUGGUGGUGCUGCAACCCCCCGCGCCGCCCUACCCCCCUUAUGCGCACUACGACGGCACGGCCACGCUAGCCAGCGAGUAUGCGUAUGCAGCGCCCUACUCCCAGUACUCGCCCUACGGCGGCCCCUACUCGCACUCCGCCGCCACGGGCCUGCUGACCAAGUGGUAA
This is a messenger RNA of Maniola jurtina (meadow brown), 1998 nucleotides long. It is a transcript of the gene sv, whose product is annotated as paired box protein Pax-5. Gene Ontology annotation, molecular function: DNA-binding transcription factor activity, RNA polymerase II-specific; RNA polymerase II cis-regulatory region sequence-specific DNA binding. Bases 691 to 1998 code for a protein of 435 amino acids. The transcript has 11 exons. Lineage: Eukaryota; Metazoa; Arthropoda; Insecta; Lepidoptera; Nymphalidae. Gene Ontology annotation, biological process: regulation of transcription by RNA polymerase II; anatomical structure development. The record is from RefSeq and is a predicted model, not a curated record.